This is a messenger RNA of Peromyscus californicus insignis, 1500 nucleotides long. It is a transcript of the gene Tmem156, whose product is annotated as transmembrane protein 156. NCBI's taxonomy places the organism in Eukaryota, Metazoa, Chordata, Mammalia, Rodentia, Cricetidae. The transcript is spliced from 7 exons. The coding region runs from base 98 to 1090 and encodes 330 amino acids. The record is from RefSeq and is a predicted model, not a curated record.
CUCAGGAACCUGAAGUAAAACAGAGAUGAAACUCAAGCAGGAAGCAACAUAGUAUCAAGCUACUGGAUGGAAACACAUUUGUGUCAUGUGAGUAGACAUGACAGAAACCGCUCUCUUUAAACUAUUUGUGGCAAUCGUGGUCACAUUCAUUUUAGUCCUGCCGGAAUUUUUCAAGACACCGAAAGAAAGGACACAAGAGCUCGCCUGCUGGGAAGUGUGUUUGCUGCCCAAUCUCACCUAUCCGCUUCCCUCCUUCAAUUUUUCUUCUGUGGCUUCUCUGCAACCGGCAGAGGAAACACAGACUGUUAUGGGAGUCUUUCCAAACUACUCCAGUUCCCCAAGCUUCGCUGAGAUUUGCCAAGGCAUCACAAGGGGAUUUUCGAUGUGCUCUUUGUGUUUGGUUUGCAAAUCCAACGGAGAUUUCACUUCUCAGGAACAAACAUCAAAAGGUCUUAUCAUGAGGGGAUCAAUGGAGGUGAAGGCAAAUGACGUUUACUCACCUUGUCAGCUUUUCAACGUCACUGUCGCUCUUCUAGUUGACGCCGCGAGGGAAUACAACACUACCUGUACCCCUGAAACCCACCCUGGAAAUUCCACAACCAUAGAUGAAGAGCCAACCAAGGAAGAUUCUCUAAACCACACUUGCGGGAUUAUGGGAAACACGAGUAAUUGCACUCACAUUUCCAUGAGCCUAGAAAUGGCUGUGAAACCUGUCACUUGUUCUGUGAAGAUCACUUGGUACAUUUUAGUGCUGUUAGUUUUUAUGGUUGGCAUCAUCCUCAUCAUCCACAAAAUACUUGAGGACCACAGGAGAGUACAGAGGUGGCAGAGCAAGUACCAAGGAAAAAAACCUGUAGUGGAAUAUGAAGGUCAUAAAUCCAAAUCUACAGCCUUUCUCUUAAGAGGAAGUGACUCGGCGAAGCUGAGCACGUUGAAUGUGAGGGUUAUCCCAGAGUCCACUCGAGGGCUGCCCUCAGCCCAGGUCGUGGAGGUGCUCCCCCCAAUACCAGAAUUCGAAGUCACUUCUGCAGUGCCCCAGCAAGAUCAAUACCCACGGCUAUCCUUGGACAAUCUGGACCAAAGACUUUGAAGAGUUUGGGUCUGCUGAGGCAGUACGGAUAGGUGAAUAGCAGCGGUGAGACCCUGACUGAUGAGAACCAACUGGAGAGUGUCUCUCUGACCCACGAGAUCAAUGUGACGGGAGUGUGUCAGGAGCUGCUGUGAACCAAGGACAAACUGAUGGAGCCAUGGAAGAGCAACAGAGUGCUUACCUCUAGCACCCAUCAUUAUCCCGCUCAGCAUGGACCUGAAGACUUCAUCUUGAAAAACCAAGAAUGACCAAGGAAGAAAAUCUUCUCACUGGGUUGUGCUGCAGGUGCAGGAUGGUUUUUCCUACACAGAUGGGCAGUUUCUAUUUGGUAAAUUACUUAAGAGGGCCUGUGUAUUUGUUCAUACAUUUAUUUGCAUUUAUAUAUCUUGCCUCCUUUUGGCAUAAGGCUG